AUGUCGCAGGGGGGGCGGCCUUCCUUUCAGCCAUCCCGUCUCUCGCUGUCACCGCAGAGCCAGGCUGCCAGUCAUGAGCGAGUCGCUGCAAUCCGAGACGAUGGCCAUGAUCAUACUUCCUCCGACUAUUCUCAUGGCCCCGGACCAACUCCGGAGGAUCGAUCUAGGCCUCAGUCCGCGCGAUCUCUGGGCAUAAGCCAGAGCCAUGCCACACAGGAGCCCGGCACCCCAGCCAGCCAGGCGGGCUUGACUCCUAGCGGCAACACACCCACGGAGCGACACUCGCCAGCGAAUGCGUUUCCCUUUCCAGCGAUGAACAGACCUCGGCACUUGCUGAGCCCACAGCCAUCGGGUCUUGGAGGGAUGGGCGCCGCUGGGAUCCAUCAGACGCAACCCGGAGAUCACCAAGUGCCCUUUCAGCACGCUGAAGCCACCACGCGAAGGCAGUUUCGAGGGGACAGAGACAGCGGCGCUCACCACACUAGUUCGAUUCCAGGCCUACCAUUCACGGGGCCGCACCCUUCUCUGAGCAAGCCUCAGACUGCGUCCUUGACACCGCCGCGCUCCUUAUCCCAACCCAGUCUUGGACAUUUGCCACAGCCCAGCAGCCAAAGUCGGCAUCCUUUUUCUACGCUGCCACAGGAGGCCCACGAACGAACCCAUGAGCCACAAACUCAACCGAGCCAUCCCUUCGGCUUGCCUCCUCGGACAUACUCGACAUCCAUCCCACCCGGAAGCCCGGUCUGGCCAGGACCUGGACAAGGUACACCGCUUUACAACAGCAUCCGCUCUAGUGCUGCCGCGGGUGGGUCUGACGGGCAAGCGAUGCUCAGAAUGUCGCUCGGGGGUGAUGGAGGAUCCGUCGAUGUUGUCCUUGACAACCGCCAAGCUUCCCGUCAGGCUGAUGAGAAGAGACAGCGCAACGCUGGGGCGUCCGCCCGCUUCAGGAAGCGCAAGAAGGACCAGAUUGGGGCUCUGGAAUCGGAGAAUGUGGAUCUUAAAAGUCAGAUGCAAGUUCUGAUGCAAGAAAGGGAGUGGUUCCGCGCUGAAAGGGAUCGUCUGCGCAACCUGCUACUUCAGACGCCUCUGGCUGAGCAUGCCGCGGGGCCGAAUAGCCCAGUCAUUGUUGCAGAGUCUGCAUAUGGCUCGGAAGCAAACCUCUCCAACCAGACAGGCUCAGCGGCGCAGGCACUUCAGGGCUACGGUUCGGGCGACUCAUCGGGGGAGAGGCCGGCUCGUAGGCGAAGGACAAGCGCGACCCCAACGUUCACGACUCCAACAUACGGAACGCCGAACUCGACGCCGACCAGUCUGCCUCCGAUCAACACACCAAUGUACAGCGGCAUGGCCAACUCUCCCUCGAUGAGGCCUGGCGAGAGGCUUCCACCCCUGCGUGCCCGGUGA
This is a messenger RNA of Verticillium alfalfae VaMs.102, 1404 nucleotides long. RefSeq lists its product as hypothetical. Gene Ontology annotation, molecular function: DNA-binding transcription factor activity. The transcript is spliced from 2 exons. The record is from RefSeq and is a predicted model, not a curated record. Gene Ontology annotation, biological process: regulation of DNA-templated transcription. The coding region runs from base 1 to 1404 and encodes 467 amino acids. NCBI's taxonomy places the organism in Eukaryota, Fungi, Ascomycota, Sordariomycetes, Glomerellales, Plectosphaerellaceae.